AUCUCAGUACUUCUGUUUGCGGCACUCUACGUCCUCUGCCAUAUCUUCCUGACUCGCUUCAAGAAGCCUGCUGAGUUCACCACAGUGGAUGAUGAAGAUGCCAUAGUCAACAAGAUUGCGCUUGAGCUGUGCACCUUCACCCUCGCGGUCGCCUUGGGUGCUGUCCUGCUCCUGCCCUUCUCCAUCAUCAGCAAUGAGGUGCUGCUCUCACUGCCGAGGAACUACUACAUCCAGUGGCUCAACGGCUCCCUCAUCCAUGGCCUCUGGAACCUCGUUUUUCUCUUCUCCAACCUGUCCCUCAUCUUCCUCAUGCCUUUUGCAUACUUCUUCACCGAGUCUGAGGGUUUUGCUGGUUCCAGAAAGGGUGUCCUGGGCCGGGUCUAUGAGACCGUGGUGAUGUUGAUGCUUCUCACUCUGCUGGUGCUAGGAAUGGUGUGGGUGGCAUCAGCCAUUGUGGACAACAAGGCCAGCAGGGAAUCUCUCUAUGACUUGUGGGAGUACUACCUCCCCUAUCUAUACUCCUGCAUCUCCUUCCUUGGCGUUUUGCUGCUCCUGGUGUGCACUCCUCUAGGCCUUGCCCGCAUGUUCUCGGUCACCGGGAAGCUGCUGGUCAAGCCCCGGCUGCUAGAAGACCUGGAAGAACAGCUGUCUUGCUCAGCUUUUGAGGAGGCCGCUCUGACCCGAAGGAUCUGUAAUCCCACCUCCUGCUGGCUGCCUUUAGACAUGGAACUGCUGCACAGACAAGUCCUGGCCCUGCAGACACAGAGAGUCCUACUGGAGAAGCGGCGGAAAGCUUCAGCCUGGCAGCGGAACCUGGGCUACCCCCUGGCCAUGCUGUGCUUGCUGGUGCUGACUGGCCUGUCUGUGCUUAUCGUUGCCAUCCACAUCCUGGAGCUGCUCAUCGAUGACGCUGCCAUGCCACGGGGCAUGCAGGAUCCCUCCUUGGGCCAGGUCUCCUUCUCCAAGCUGGGCUCCUUUGGGGCCGUCAUCCAGGUUGUACUCAUCUUUUACCUGAUGGUGUCCUCGGUCGUGGGCUUCUACAGCUCUCCACUCUUUAGGAGACUACUGCCCAGAUGGCACGAUACAGCCAUGACUCAGAUAAUUGGGAACUGUGUCUGUCUCCUGGUCCUAAGCUCAGCACUUCCUGUCUUCUCUCGAACUCUGGGACUCACUCGCUUUGACCUGCUGGGUGACUUUGGACGCUUCAACUGGCUAGGCAGUUUCUACAUCGUGUUCCUCUACAAUGCAGCCUUUGCUGGCCUCACCACGCUCUGUCUGGUGAAGACCUUCACUGCAGCUGUGCGGGCAGAGCUGAUCCAGGCCUUUGGGCUGGACAGGCUGCCACUGCCUGUCACUGGUUUCCCUCGGUCAUCUAAGAAGAGUCAGCACCAGUGACCUCUGUCUGGGGGAGGAAGGAGAAAACUGGAUGUUGCCACCUGCUGCCUAGGCCCAGAGGGGACCCCAAGGGUGGUUGGACCUCAGAACCUCAGGACCUGGAAUCUGAGAGGAUGGGUGGCAGAGGGGAGCUGAGCCAUCUUCACUGUUGCAUAAUCUGAGCCAGAGUUUGGGACCAGGACUCUUUAUUUUCCAGACUAACUGUGGCCUCAGCAUGAGGUAGGGCUGGGUGGCUGGGUCUGGCUCUUGGUCCCAAAUCCAUUUACACAUCAGUCUGCCUCACUGCUGUUCCGGGCCAUGCCCAUAGCCAUGUUUACAUGAUGUGAUGUGCAAUAGGGUAGGGCGAGGGUGGGAGGGACUGAGCCAGAGCAGGCUUAGGAGGCAGGGUGUCUCCCUUGCUUCUGCCCAGCAGAGCCUAAGCACUGUGCUGUCCCGGAGAGGCUUUGGACCACUGGAGGAGCUGGGAGCUUAGGGAGAAAGAGGCUGCACCAUCAGCAAUAAAGUCGAUCCCAGGGUUUGCUUUC
Chinchilla lanigera (long-tailed chinchilla) is the source of this 1919-nucleotide messenger RNA. RefSeq names its product limb development membrane protein 1-like (gene Lmbr1l). The record is from RefSeq and is a predicted model, not a curated record. Gene Ontology annotation, molecular function: transmembrane signaling receptor activity. Gene Ontology annotation, biological process: signal transduction; receptor-mediated endocytosis. NCBI's taxonomy places the organism in Eukaryota, Metazoa, Chordata, Mammalia, Rodentia, Chinchillidae.